Messenger RNA from Striga asiatica, 2994 nucleotides. Lineage: Eukaryota; Viridiplantae; Streptophyta; Magnoliopsida; Lamiales; Orobanchaceae. The record is from the annotation of a GenBank genome assembly.
AAUGAAUAUUAGAAGAGAUAAUUAAAUUGUAAUUUCAUGUAAACAAUUUUUUAAAAUGGUCAGUGUCUUUAUUUCGAAUUUAAAACCAUCGCCUUUCGGUCGUAUGUUAUCUUCUAACCCUCGCUCUGUAGUUUGUUGUCGUAAAUCUCUUAUCAUCAGCUGCCAUUGGAAUUGCAGUUUCCGGAGAAUCCAAUGAAGAAACAGAUUAUGGAACAGAUGGACAUUGAUCACAUAGUUGAUGUUCCCGACACUCCUGAUAGGUUAACGAGACAGAGGAUCAAUGGUAAAAACAUUAUUGAGGUUGAGAAUCAUAGUCUGUCACCACCCCUCUAUUCACAAAAGCAGAAUGUUAUCAAAGAUGGUUCUAAAGAUCAACCGAUGAUUGUUGACAGUGGAAGUCGAGCUCUAUCCAUGCAGCCUAAAAAAUGCAUUAGCAUCUCAAAUAGCCCUCGAUGUCCAAUUAAUUCUACAAUUUCUUCAUUUUCAAGUUCAUCUCCCUUGAGAAAUGCUAGCCUAUUCCGGAAAGGAGCAACAGAGAAGAACUCCAGUUACCCUAGUCAUGAUUCUAUUAAUAAUCACUCUCAACAGACUUUGAGGCCAUCUUGUAUUCCUGAAUCUUUUAGUCCCGAUGAUAGUUUUGUGGAUUUGACUGGAAAAGACACAUGUGGACCCAUUAUUGGGAAGUCUAAUGUGAAUUCUUCCUUUGUUAGCCGGCUGAAUUUUCUAACAGCAUCACGUGCUGGUGCAAAAUUGAAGAAUGUGGGUGGAGUUGGUUCAAGUAAUGCUGUUCGUGGAGAAGUGGGGUUUAUUGGCAAUAAUGUUCAGGAGAAACCUGGUAGUUGUUUUCUAUCUCGUGAUGCUGCUGCCCCACCUAGAAUAAAUAAGCAAAAGAGACUGGUAAGAAAUGGGUGUAUAUCUCCGAAUAACAUAGCUAAGAUCAAGCAGUUGGAUGGAAAGGAUAGCAAUAGCUUUAUAGAUGUUGGACAUGAUAACAAUAGCUCCGUAGCCAGUGCACACAAUAAUAAUGGGUCAAUAGCUUUUGCACAUAGUAAUAAGAGCUCUAAGCCAUCUUGUCCACGACCAGUGCCAUUUGAUAUCAGGGAAUUGGUUGCUGACGACAACGAUGCUUAUGCAAGAAAGGGCAAAGGAGUGGUGACUCAUUCUUGCUCAUCAAAGGAUGAUUCUAGAAGCAAUGCUUUGCAUAGCAGAAAAGUCAAGUGGAAUCCAUCUCUAGAAGUGGUGAAGUGCUGUUGACAUAAUAUCCACCCUUCUUUUUGUCAAUGCGAACACGGGAUAGUGUAGGAGCUGGAGCUCUAUGAAAUUUUGUGAAAAGGCUACUGGACCAAGUUCUUUCAACAUUGGCACUGGUAAAAACUUUGACAAACCAGGUGGAUGGAGAAGUACUCAUAAUCGGACUAGCGAAAUGAAUAUAUUGUCGCCUGAUGAGGAACUGCGUGUGGUUCAAGAAAAGGCCCCCCUAAUAUAUUCUAGCCAGCAUCAUGUGAAUAAUUUGGAAAGAAGCAAAAAAGGAGUUAGCGUUACAGUUGGUGAUAAUAAAGGCAAAGACUUCAUCUCUUUAGAGCGUUCUUACCCUCCACAUUCAAAGGAAUCAUUCUCCCAUCACCAGGCUCGACCAGGCCAACUAAAUGGGUCUAGUUCUACUACAAACACUCUAAUCAAGAGGCAGAAACAGGGAUUGGCCUCAAGUAGUCGUGAAUGUUCUACAUCGGUCUCUGACGAUCCAGAAGUUGUGUUACUUCCAAAGUCUACUUAUCAUAAUACGAACAACUUAGAGCAAAUUCCUGAGGUUGCUGAGUUAUCUCCUCAAUUAAAACACAAUGCUUGUGAUGAUGGCGUUGCUAGGGCAAGACAGGUUGAAGCAGAUGAAGCUUUGGCUCGUGAACUUCAAGAACAGCUUUACAGCGAACUACCUGUUUUUGGAGCUGCAGAGGUUGAUGAGCACAUUGCACUGGCAUUGCAGCACCAGGACAAUUCAGUUCGUGGGCCUGCUCGGUCAAGAAACCAUGUAUCCAAUGCUCGGUUGUUAAUGGCGUUAGUGCAAUACUCAUUUCGUUUAGCAGUUAACAGGGUGAAACUCUUCUGGGGCUUGGGGUCUGUAGCUAGAUCUGCUUCAUCAGGGAGAUUGACAAGGCUGAGGAGUCGUUUUCCUGGUCAAGCCCGUAGAUUAGUAUAUUCUGGAGACUCAUCUUCCAUAUUCCCUGAAGACAUGGAUGUUGAGAUGGUAGUAUUACACUUCUGCAUUUUGCAGAGAAUGCAUAUACUGGGAGCGCUAGAAGAGUUCAAUGACAUGGGAUUGGGUCUCGGCAUCAAUGACAUUGGAUUGAGUGCUGGCAUCCUUCAAGUUCCGCGUGAUUUCAAUGAGAAUGAUUAUGAAAUGUUACUGGCUCUUGACGACAACAAUGAUCAGCACAGUGGUUGUUCUGUCCAUCAGAUUAAUGGUCUCCCGCAAUCAAAAGUUCAUACUGAGAAUUUUGAUGAAACCUGUGCAGUUUGUCUGGAGACUCCCACCAUUGGUGAUUCUAUCCGCCACUUGCCCUGUUUACACAAAUUUCACAAAGAUUGCAUUGAUCCAUGGCUUCGGAGGAAGACUUCUUGUCCUGUUUGCAAGUCCUCUGUAACUUGAUUGUUACUUCACUUCACUGCCGUGUUACGACUUGCGAGUGCAGAGUGGAAGUUUAAUAACAAGAGACAAUUGUGUGGUCUUAUAGCGAAGUGAUUAAAGGGUCUAAAAUAUACCUUUAGGUUGUUAAACUAUUGACUUGUGUUUUGAUAAAUUUGCUACUGGUUUAUAUUUUACAAAAGCAGCAUGGUUAUCCUUUGUGAAGUUCUUUUUUUUUAAUUAUUAUUUAUUUCAUGAAGUUGCUUAAAAAUGUGAUGGAUGAAGGUUUGGAAGAUGUUACUAAUGCAUGGUUUUUACAUUAGUGUGCAUAAGUUGUGGUGAUCCGUACAAUGAAUUUUCUAGUUUAAGCGGUA